AAAGAAUACUCUCCUCGGUCCAACUGUCGCCAGAGAAAUAGAAAACAUGUUAGCAGUCACACAGCAUCUAUGUAUUCAGAAAUACAAUCGGAGCGGCCUGAUAUUGGGAAUAUCAUGACUCAUCCUGAUUAUCUUGAUGGAAACCCUGAUCUUAUCAAACCUAAAAAGCUGCUCAAUCCUGUAAGAGCCUCAAAAAGCCACCAAGAACUUCACCGGGAACUACUUAUGAAUCACAGAAGAGGAGUUGAGAGUAAACCAGAACUGCAAAGAGUCCUGGAACAUCGCCGACGAAACCAGCUGUUGAAACAGAGGAAAGAAGAAGAUGAGGCAAAGAAAUUAAAAUCUCCAUUUGAACAGGAGCUCUUGAAAAGGCAACAGAAACUUGAUGAGCUGGAAAGGGAAGAUGAGAAGCAAGAAGAGAAUGCACCAGAAUUUAUUAAAGUCAAAGAAAAUCUGAGGAGAACAUCUACGCUACCUGGGGCAGAGUAAAGCAUCAGCUAAAACCAAAAUAGAUUAAGACCUUCUGCUUUGAAUACCUACAUGCUGACAUUUUGGUAAACAGUGGACAUUCAAAGUUUUGUCUCGGGGGCUACUUACUGUACAUUAAUGCUUGCUCCAAUUUUUUUUUAAAAAAAAAAUGGGGCAUUUUCACAUCUGGGAAAAGAAGAACACCCAAACAAGGUGGCUUUUCGUUCACAAGGGUCCUCAGAUACGAAAAAGACAGGGAAGGUAAUAGAGACCUCACCUUCCUUUCAAGUACUGAGAUAAUACGGUGCCCUUUCCCAUCACUAACCCUUGGCUAAUCCUUUGAGAUUCAGCAGGACAGGCGCACGUGUGCAAUGGGGGAUGUUGUCUGAAGAGAAAUUACUAAACAUCUGGAAUUCAGAUGUUUAUACAGCAGAGCAGUUCUGUUGCUGGUGUUGAAAUCUUCAGUUUAGCUAAAUUAAUGCUUGAAGGAGCAAGUUGGGAAACUAAAAAGUGGGGUAAAAAGAGAAGUUGCAAUCAAUAAGGAAAGUACUAGCUAAGAUUUAGAGCAUACCAACCUUAGGCUGGCAUCUUAGGUGCUGUAUCCCAUCAACAAUAACCAGUAAAAAUAUGUGUGUUUCUUUGUUAUUGGGAUUUCAGCAGAUAUGAAAUGAUGUUUAAGAUUCUUGUCACAAAUUAACACCCAUGAUAGUUAUAUAGUCAAGUUUACUAUGACAAACAGAUUCUGAGUUAUUUCCAAAUAGUGGGAUUGUCAACCAGUCUUUCAGCAUUUAGUUCUGGGAUCCAGAAUGAGAAGCAGUAAUAAGAUACUUUCUGGAAAGGAUCCUUAAGAGCUGCAGAGAAAGCAGGAGAAGGUAUAGUCCUCUGAAUGUGUAAAAAAAAAAAAAACUAUGAGAGCGACACAAAAAGCAUACAUCUAUGUGUAUGUCUCACAAAAGCAAGUGACAAAUCCACACAAAAAAUGGAUUUGCGAGGGAAACAGCAAAGAAUUCUAGGGAGAAAGUCAAAGAACAAUAGCAGAUGCAGAGUCAUCUGAAUUUUACACAAACAACAUAUUAAAGUAAGAUCCUUUUUAAAAAAAUAUAUAUAUAAUAAAAUUGAAGAUUAUUUAUAGACUUUAGCUACAUGAAGUCUAUUCCUCCCAGGUGCCCUUCCCUGUUUUUAAAAUCCUGAACAUGCAUACUAUACAGAUAUUUACUGUAAUACAGACUGUUUUAGAUGGAUUUUAAAAUAUAUGAUAACAGGAAGGCAAACAAGGUGAGUUGCCAACCCCUCUUCAGUUCUGUUUUCUGGAGGUGGAGUCAAGAAUAGGUCACAUGUCUAUCCAAAGGAGAACCACUCGUUUUUGGUUUCAGAAGGAUAGCUGUGUUUUUUAAACCAAAAACAAGAGACUUCUUCUAAAAACUUCUUAAAAGCCUUUGUUAUUCGUUUAUUAUUCAUUUAGUCUUGAACCGAAGAUAACCAAAAGCCACAAUAUGUUUUUUUUUCUUAGUUUCACAAUUUAUAUUACAGAUUAUGGUCAGCUUUUCUGGUAGGGUGGACCCUCUGAGAUGCAGAAGACCACCAGGGAAGGACCAGCCAAAAUAAUACAUAACACAUACUAUCUAUAUGUAUCAUCUAGAAUUCAUAUAUGACUUGAUUGUAACCACAAUUUAUUUUUUUUGGGGGGAGAGCUUAUUAAUAAAGAGCAGUUGUAUAUUU
Molecule: messenger RNA, 2187 nt
Organism: Thamnophis sirtalis
Lineage: Eukaryota; Metazoa; Chordata; Lepidosauria; Squamata; Natricidae
Source: RefSeq, a predicted model, not a curated record